AAUUUAAACAAAUGGCUGUGUGGUGUUAUUUCUGCAGCUUUCUCAUAAAACACUAAAAAAAUAAUUCAUUCUGGCUGAGUUACAUGACCGGAUCAAGCAUGCAGAAUCAUAUUUAUUUCAUUUGCAUCCAGUACAUCUGUCUGGAGAUCUGGGUUUAUGAGAAAACAUUGGUGUCUAUCUUGAAAGAAGUGAAUGAAUCAUCCUGGUUUCUGUGGCUGCUUCUACGGCUUCUAUAAAUAACCGUGCAUGCAGAGACAGAAGCAGGGGGACAAACCGAUAUGACGACAGGGAACGGUGACGUCCGUGGACCAUUUGCAUCAGAGAGCAGUGCCAGCGUUGCCUGUUACUAUGGCAACGCUGACAUGGGGUCUGACGCAGAAGCAGGCGAAUGAAGCGGAGGAGGGAAGAAGAGGAUGUGGAGGAUGUGGGGCACCUGAAGAUGCGUAGGUGGCAGAAAACUGAUAUUUUUCACCCUUGGAAAUUAUUAGCUGUUAAUGGUGGGGUGAAGAAGGGGGGGGGAGUGCAUUCAUAAAAAUGGUUUAUUCAAGAGAUUACGGCUCUGUAGUGGGAGCUGUUAGUUCAGGUCAUAGCUAGAUCUGUUCUUCCUCUUAUCCAUAGACGGGUCUGCUCUUUUUGCAUGAUAUUUAUUCGAAGCAAAAGUCAUGCUUCGAGUUCAGAUGCAGCAGCAUUGGUAACAUGCAGCUGGAUAGGACCGAAGCUCUCACACACUAAAUCUGCAGGCCCUUUUCUUUGCCUCUUCUGAGCUCAGCUACAUGGCUCCACUUCAUGACUCAUGCACAUGUGUGGAGCCCAAGGCCAAGAAGUAAAGAGGUGAUUAUAAUAUAUGAAUACCACAACUGCAAAGGCAUUGCUCUAAAACACAAGGACUUACAACGCCCCAGAGUUUUUUUUUCUGAGACCAACUCACGCAAACAGGUUUGAACCAGAUCUUUGUUCUCAGUCUUGUCAUGCAGGUCUGAGCCAGCGGGCCUGAUUUUAAUGAUCUAUGGCUGCCACUCAAAUCAGUUCAGUGAAUAGUUUUCAAAUUUGCGGUUAGAUGGCUAUUUAAACAGAGCAGAGAGAUGUCUGUUGCCAAGUACAAUAGCUCGAGGAGCCGUUCGAUUAUUUACACAUAUUUUAUUUUAUUUUUCGGUUAUUAUGUUAAAAAAAAAAAAGAAAAGAAAAGCUGCAGCUUGAAAUAAGCAACAACAUGGAGCCAUUUGUUUUUGCUAUUUUCGCCCUGGUGGAGUCGCAUGUUCUUCUCAUAAGUCAUGUUUUACCAGAAUUAGAGACCACAUUCAUUUAAUUUCCAUAAGCACAUAGUCUGAAUGUGUUCAAAUAAUAUUUGUUCCAUUUUAAUAUAUUUAUAUACAAAGGUAAAUGAACCAAAUUUAGCUCUUAUGACUACGCUGUCAUGAGACAUUGUGAAAUAGGACAUAUUGCACAAUAAUUCUUAGUCAUUACGAAUAUUUAAACAUGCCCCAACCAUUCGUAAUUAACAACGACAACAAAGAUCAGAUUUUUACAGCAUCGUUUGCGUGAAUCAGACAAUUUUCUAUGAAGCACUGACGUGCUUUGAAUAACUUUCAAGUUAGCGAGCUAGCGAGUCUAAAAAUUAAUAUUACAGUCUCUAUAUGCUACAGAUGUUUACAUGAAAUAAACACAUGGUUCCUGUUAAAGUCCAACAUUUUGCUAAAAAUAAAAAAUAAAAAGUGUUAAUUUCCCCUAUGUAUGGAGACUUUUGGGACAUGUAUAGUUAGUAGAUGCCAAACAGUUUGAAAGGUGUGUGUAUCUUUUCUGAGCGUUAUACUACAAAGGGUUAAAGGUGCUCCUGGAUAUCAUGCCAUAGAAGGGAUGGGCAGUAUAAUUCGAAACGUUCUUCAGAACUGUUAUUAUAUGCUUUAUUGUCACUGCAUCCGCAGAGUUCAGAUUAAAUCGAGAGUAAGGCCACAAUACGCUGAUAGCGCAGUAUCAUCUCUCCAAUUCAGUUUUUUAUCUGAAUCAUCAAUAUUUGUGGGACUGUACCACCUCCACAUCCUCCCCGGUGCACUAAGAUCCCUCUUCCUUCUUAAACAUUACAGGAAGAAGCUUAGUACUGUUAUUCUGUCAAUGGAAGGCAGUACAGAAUAUAACAGUGCUUUGUAGGAAAUAUAAAUCUGUCCUCAUGUAUUUAACCUCAUGCACUACAUAUUAGUCAUUUGAUCCAUUCAAUAUUCAUUAAAACAUUUUUCCUCAGAAAAUGGUGGGAGUUGGCUGUAAGCUUUGCUAGCUCUAAUGUUAUUUUCUUUGUCAGAGUUCCCAAAUAACCGGUUGUCCAGGUUGCUACUCAAGGAGGAACACCUUAAAUAGUUCAUCCAGUGCAAAAUAAGAACAAGAACAGUAAACAAGAUGCUGAACAACAACAACAACAAGAACAGAAUUUCAAUGUGAGUUUAGAUCAGUCUCAAUUCUAGAGUAAUAACUGUGACUAUAAAGUUCUUAAUAAAAUAAAGCAUGUUCUAAGCACUAAAUUUCAAGGUGAAUUCCAUCUCGAAUGACGUGUACACUGACCAGGCAUAACAUUAUGAUCACCUGCCUGAUAUUGUGUGGUCAGACACUGAUGGCUCGCAGUCUCCACUCUGUUUCGUGCCAAAGGGAUGAGGGAUCAGGACUCUGUGCAAGUUCCUCGCUCAUCCAUGUCUUUAUGGACCUUGUACUUUGUGCACUGGUGUGCAGUCGUGUUGGAACAGGAAGGGGUCAUCCCCAAACUGUUCCCACAAAGUUGGGAGCAUGAAAUUGUCCGGAGUGCCUUGGUUAUGCUUGGUAAGAGUUCCUUUCUCACUAGCACUCAAUGAUUUGGAGGGGUGUCCCAAAACUUUUGGCAAUAAAAUGUACAUGCAGAUUCUCCUCAUAAUGAUGUAUAAGCACGUGAAAUGAAAGUAAACGGAACAGCAGGUGGCGCUGUUGUGCUUUUCAUGGCGCUGUGGCGUCUGUGUUAAUAGAAGAGAGAGAGAGAGCGAGAGAGAGAGAGAGAGAGACCAUUACCGGAAGCGCUGAUGGGAGUUGUAUUUAUCUUAGCACCAAUAAUCGAGCUGUCUGUUCGGGUCAGCCUACUCCCAUGAAACAUUAUUUUAUCAUCUAAAAACAAUCCCGCCCGCUCGGUUAGCACGUUAGCGACAUGGAGCAGAGGAAGACGGUUAUUGUGACAGGUUUUGAACCUUUUGGUGAACACGCUGUUAAUGCAAGCUGGGUGGCAGUGCAGGAGCUGAAGAAGUUAGGGCUCGGACCAAGUGUGGAUCUACACGUCACAGAGGUUCCUGUGGAGUACCGGGCAGUGCAGAAUCUUCUGCCUUCGCUAUGGGAGCUUUAUCACCCACAGUUAGUGGUCCAUGUCGGAGUGUCUGGAAUGGCUACGACAGUAACCCUUGAAAAAUGCGGCCAUAACCGCGGCUAUUGGCGACUUGACAACUGCAACUUCUAUCCUAAGUCUGAGUGCUGUAUGGAGGGAGGGCCAGACUGCAUCAACUCGGCCAUCGAUAUGGAUGUUGUCUGCAAGAGGGUCAACAACUCGGACCUCGGCGUCUCCGUGUCCGUUUCGAAAGAUGCCGGCAGAUACCUGUGUGACUACACCUACUACACAUCGUUGUACCUGGGAAAAGGCCAAUCUGCGUUUGUGCACGUGCCCCCACUGGGGGAGCCGUACAGCGCGGAACAGCUGGCGCAGGCACUCCAAGCUGUGAUCUUGGAGAUGCUGGACAUGUUGGAGCAUAGUAUGGAAAAGCAACUUUGCCAGCACAGUCACUGAAAAAUCCCAGACCAGCUCUUUAACCCACUGUGUGUGUUGGGUGAUGUCCUAUACACUACAUAGGCGGGACUGGGCUGAUUUGUGAUGUAGCCCAAACACCAGACUGCUGCUCAACUCAAGCAAGGAUAGACGUCACUCUGUGGGGGAUAGUCAGAAGACGCCGAGAUGUGGUGCUAUGUAUAAAAAUUUAUUUGUCAAUCAAACUGAAUAAUUAAAGAAGCCCAUUAGCCAUGUGCACAGUUAAGAUACAGUGGCAGGAUUUUGCGAUGUAAAAAAAAUGAAACCAAGACGGAUCAUGUCAGAACGUAUAAAAAUGAAUUAAGAAAAACAAAAAAGCUAGAAUAGUCUGGUAAUCUAGUGUGUACACCCUUUUAUAUUUGGCUUUGUUCAGAAUGGAAUAAUCGCAUUCAAUCUCAUAUUCAAUAAUAAUAAUAAUAACUUGAACCCCACAUGAAAAUCAGCCGUUUCUGUAGGAUUUUCUUCACGUCGUCUUGGUUUCGUCUGGCUGUUGAAGCCAUGUUGUCUCACUCUUUGAAAGGUAUCGAUCAGGAGAGGGGUAUAAAAGGAUUUUCAUAACAUUAGAUGUACAGUCGAAUCAAAUAUAGUACCACAGUGACGUCAGAACAGAACAGGACGUCCAUUUUAAGCUGAUAAAAGUACACGAUCUUGGUAUAUUUUAUUUUACGUCACAAAAACCUGCCGUAUUAAGAUGUUUUAUAUCCAUUGUAUAUAAAAUAUCAUCUAAUAUUCCCCACUCAUAUGUGGAAGAAUGUGUUUUUAUAAACAGACAGCCACUUUAGAUAUCAGUAUGAGUCAUUUUAUUUUUUUAUUUAUGUAGGAAGACUAAUAUGCCUUGUAUUUCAGCAGCGGUAUUAAUAUAUAAUAUGUGUAGUCUAGCCUACUUGACUUUAGAUGUACCGUUAUACACCACUUAUUUGUAUAUGAACGCUAAAAUGUCAGCAAACAGCUGUCUAAAACAGCGGUAAUACAUUAACAAAGUCACAACACACACUUGAAAGCACACUGGAAACAUUUUUGCCUUUUAUAUACAUCAGGACCUGCUAUUUUUUGAAGAACAAUUUUAUGAAUAUUAUAUUGUAUUGUGAAUAUUAUUAAUAAUAAUAUGAAACUACAUUUCUAUGUGUGACAUCGAUAAUCUCUGACUAGUCAUCACACUGACAUUGUCUACAAAUCGUCUGUGUUUGGGGGAAACUAUGACGGAAAUGUGAAACUGUGCCUGAUAUGAAGUUAUGGAAGUAUUAUAAUUAAUAGAGACAUAUUUAUACAAAAUAUUGACUGAAGCAGUUAGAACUUGUCUAUUGGUGCCCCAUUUUAAUUUUUCUUUACUUAUUCCUAAAAAUAUGGUUCCCUUGGCCAGCUGUUAAACUGAUUCUCUGUUUAACCCAUGGAGUGUAUUCUACAUUACUUUUUUGUAAAAGUAGAAACAUUUUGUCUGCUUAAUAUUCCUUGUUCAUCUACUGAUCUAUCGAACUGCAGUGCUACAAUAAAUCAUGCUAAUAGAAUUAA
Molecule: messenger RNA, 5311 nt
Organism: Hemibagrus wyckioides
Lineage: Eukaryota; Metazoa; Chordata; Actinopteri; Siluriformes; Bagridae
Gene: pgpep1
Product: pyroglutamyl-peptidase I
Exons: 5
Coding region: 3158-3784 (208 amino acids)
Biological process (GO): proteolysis
Cellular component (GO): cytosol
Molecular function (GO): pyroglutamyl-peptidase activity
Source: RefSeq, a predicted model, not a curated record